This is a messenger RNA of Symbiodinium natans, 858 nucleotides long. The record is from the annotation of a GenBank genome assembly. Lineage: Eukaryota; Dinophyceae; Suessiales; Symbiodiniaceae.
AUGCCCUUGAUGCGCUUCCUGCAAAGCAGAUUGGCGCCUGGAGCUCGUGGCAGCAAAAGCAUUGGUGUGUUGGGACAUGUUGGGACCACAUCCGCAGAUCCCCAAGUUGCAAGUCAUGCCAGUCUCUUUGAGAUGAAGGUGCUGAAUGAUGGUUGGAUCCUGGACACGACUUGCUAUGAAUGGAAGCACGUGCAGUUCAAGACACAAUCCCAGGAGCUGAAGGCCAGAUGUCCGGCAUGUAAAGGACCCCUCCAAGGCUCCUACUGGAAGCGUAUGUGCGGGAAAAUCUUGGAGCAUCCCUACGUCGCGGCACAGGCAGAGCUCCUCGCCGGACCCCGACGAAACUCCACCGGGGGCAGGAGGCUCAGUGCCGUGGCCCAGACGGCUCGGUCGGCCGUCAGCGGCCUGAACUUCGAAACUCUGGCAGUGGCUGCCUCGAAGGCCGUGGUGGGCUCCAACAUGAGUAUUGGAGGAGUGUCCCUGCAAGGCACUCUGCUUGGAGGCACCUUUCAAGCUGCGACGCUUCAGGAUCCUCCGGAGGACCAGGCGAAAGUGGAGAUGCGAUGGGCACCGCAGGCGCUGUGCCAGGAAAUCCUGGAAGAAGUUCCUCGCAAAGCAGAUGCAAAGCAUGUGCGCCCACAAGCCGUGCUUGCAACCGCACAUUUUGUUGAAGUAUGCAGCCGACAGGGCGAAAUCAGGAGAGAGCGGCAACCAAAAGAGGUUGCGGCUCACCCCGAAGGAGAUGUCAGUCUACCUUGGAUCGCGGAUCCGCACACUCUGAAGCUGCAGGACCGAGCAGGCAUGGUCAACACAGAGGAGGAGCAGUUCCACGAAGAUCUUCUGGCGAUGGCUGCUUGA